This is a messenger RNA of Heteronotia binoei (common prickly gecko), 1030 nucleotides long. It is a transcript of the gene STMN1, whose product is annotated as stathmin 1. NCBI's taxonomy places the organism in Eukaryota, Metazoa, Chordata, Lepidosauria, Squamata, Gekkonidae. Gene Ontology annotation, cellular component: neuron projection; cytoplasm. The transcript has 5 exons. Gene Ontology annotation, molecular function: tubulin binding. The record is from RefSeq and is a predicted model, not a curated record. Gene Ontology annotation, biological process: regulation of microtubule polymerization or depolymerization; microtubule depolymerization; neuron projection development. The coding region runs from base 194 to 643 and encodes 149 amino acids.
GGCACGUGCCGCCUUUUCUCGGCCAGGAGUGGGCGUGGCCAGGGCGGGUCACGUGCCGUUGUUUGGCGCUUUUGUGUAGCGAGCGGGGCGGUUGGGCGCCGAGUGUGUGUGUCGCUGCGGCCGUGACAGGAACAGUUUUUUUAGUGCCCUGCUUACUGGAGUUUCUGCACCGCAUUCUUUUGAAGCCUCAGAAAUGGCGUCGUCUGACAUGCAGGUGAAAGAACUGGAAAAACGUGCUUCUGGCCAGGCAUUUGAAUUGAUACUAGGUCCUCCUUCAAAAGAUGCAGUUCCAGAAUUUCCCCUUUCCCCUCCAAAGAAGAAAGAUCUGUCGCUGGAAGAAAUUCAAAGGAAGCUAGAAGCUGCAGAAGAGCGGCGUAAGUCCCACGAAGCUGAAGUAUUGAAACAACUGGCUGAGAAACGAGAGCAUGAGAAAGAGGUGCUGCAAAAGGCGAUUGAAGAGAAUAACAACUUUAGCAAAAUGGCAGAAGAGAAGCUGACCCACAAAAUGGAAGCUAACAAAGAGAACAGAGAAGCGCAAAUGGCUGCUAAACUGGAGCGCUUGAGAGAGAAAGAUAAGCAUAUUGAAGAAGUACGGAAGAACAAAGAAGGAGGGAAAGAAGCUGGUGAGAAUGAAAGCGACUGACUUCAUCCUGGAAAUUGACUUUCUCCCCUUUGUCGAAAUAUCCAAAGACUGUAUUGGCCAGUGUUUUUGUUAAGUUCCUAGAAAACUGAUGUAGAACUGUAUAAUUAGACCCAACUGUACAUUUGCUUUGGGGAACGAGAGGGGAGCCUUUCAUGUUCACUCUUUUUUCUAAACUGUUGUCUUUCCAGUGUAGCUAUCUUGUUGCAUUUCUUCUAUUCCAGUGCAUUUUGUUCCUGGAUUGAUGGCUAGUGCUAUAUUCAGCUGACAUAUAUGUGAACGGAAUAUGUAGUGUAAUGUUCAUGCUGAAUCUGUUACACUUCAGAAUCUGUCAGUCUUACAAAUAUUACUGUAACCAAGUGACUUAAAUAAAACUGCACAGUGCUAUUA